This is a messenger RNA of Trematosphaeria pertusa, 2058 nucleotides long. RefSeq names its product sugar transporter-like protein. The coding region runs from base 495 to 1952 and encodes 485 amino acids. Gene Ontology annotation, biological process: carbohydrate transport; transmembrane transport. Gene Ontology annotation, cellular component: membrane. The record is from RefSeq and is a predicted model, not a curated record. The transcript is spliced from 3 exons. Gene Ontology annotation, molecular function: carbohydrate:proton symporter activity. Lineage: Eukaryota; Fungi; Ascomycota; Dothideomycetes; Pleosporales; Trematosphaeriaceae.
CUGACUCGGAGAACGAGGGCUCCCGUCUCUCAGGUCGGUGAGCCGAUAUGAGAUUUCCCUCGCCACGCACGAAUCCGUCAUAGCUCAGCAUGCUCGAAGAGGAGAUUGGGAUACCAGACCCAAGCCCCGUGCAGCCAUGCACAUGCGAGCCGUCUAGCCAUGGGAAGCCCCCUGGAGACGGUUGUUGAGGAGGGCAUCCAGUCCUUUCAUCUUGCUUAAAUUCCCACGUUGUUGCGCCGUUCCCUGCGUUCCUUCUCCCAGGGCUUCUGCAUCCCAACUGUUUCAUCGAGACAACAGGUUCCCGAGGUCUGUUUGUGGUCUUCUCCGCAUCGGCUUCUUGCUUUACUUUACUUCUGUCGGGUCGGGGACUUGUGUGACUCCUGUUGCAGAAGAUCUUGCGUCUUGUCCUGCCUGCUGGGACUGUAUCACCGUUUGGUUUACCCGCCUUCACCUUGUACCACCGGAGCAGCUCAGCCUGAGGGUCUCUGUUCAAUAUGCCGAUGAAGCUGAAUCCUACGCUCGUCCUUUGGGGCGUCCGCAUGGGCUUCAUGUCCUACGGAUGGGACGCCGGUGUUCUGGGAGGUGUGCUUCUUACGAAGUCCUUUCAGUCCGCCAUGAAGGCACCGGAUGCAACCACAACCGCCAUGAUCGUAGCGUCCUUCCUCCUUGCAUCAUGGCUCGGAUGUGUAACCGCAGCCUCACCCUGGAGUGAUCGCGUCGGUCGCCGAAUCUGGGUUAUGGCGGGAGCUGCUGUUCAAAUUAUCGGCACAAUCAUCUCAGCAUCCUCCUACUCGGUUGGCCAACUCAUUGCCGGCCGUGUCCUCAUCGGUGUCGGAAAUGGCUUCGUCGUCUCCACUGGCCCAGUCUACGUCGCUGAAACCACUGGUACCGUCAAGCAACGCGGUCCCCUCGUGGGCAUCCUGAUGGGCUUCGCCUGCGUCGGCACCGCCUGCGCCUACUGGAUCGAUUUCGGUUUUACAUACGCCACGGGCCAAGUCGUCUGGCGCCUCCCCGUCGCCAUGCAAAUCAUCUGGUCCCUUCUCUGCAUCAUCUUGUGCUUUCCCAACGCAGACUCGCCGCGCUGGUACUUCCUCCAGAACCGGCCUGACGAGGGCAAGAUUGUGCUGCAGCAGAUCUACGAGGACAACACGCUUGCGGACAAGGUGGCGAACGAGAUCCAGACGGAGCUGAAGCAGGAGGUUGGUGAGACGUUGCGGUUUACCGACUUCUUCUAUGAUCGGUCAGAGACCAAGGCUGCGACAAGGAUUAGGGAUGGUGUUGUACUUGUUGGGGUCGCGUACCUCAUGGGAAUCAACAUGAUCUUCUACUAUAUGACGACCAUCUUCCAGGUGUACAUCGGGUUGCCGGCAACUACGGCUUCCGUGUGCUCUGGUGCAGCGACUACGCUUUUGGCUAUCGGCGCCUUCGUCGGUUCCAUCUUCUGCGAGAAGGGUGGACGGAGGAAAUGGCUUCUUUGGGGCUCCGCUCUGCAAUCUGUCUUCAUGAUCGCCUUUGUUGGACUUUUAGCGGCCGGCACUAAGGCGACGAGCUCCGCCGCUGCGGCAAUGCUUUUCGGAUGGAUCCUAGUCUUCAGUCCUACUUGGGCUCCUCAGCCGUACAUCUACAUCUCUGAGACCAUGCCUCUCCGCCACCGCCACACGGGUGUUGGCCUCGGUAUGUCGGCACAAUGGCUCAUGGCCUUCCUAACAGUGUAUGCCGGCCCAAUCGGCUUCGCGAACGUGGGUUGGAAAAUCUGGAUCUGGUUUGCCGUCUUCAACGUCAUCGGCUUUCCGUAUGUCUACUUCUUCCUGCGCGAGAGCCGAGGUCGUAGCCUGGAGCAUAUGAACGAGCUCUACAAUGAGAAGUUAGCGGUCGGCAGUGGCAGCUUGAGCCCUAGCGAGGGAGAGGGAAGCGUGAAGGCUGAGGAGAGCGUUGUGGAGCAGAAGGUCUAAGAGACUGUGUGCGAGUCAGGUGGAGAAGGUAGUGUAGCGUAAUGCGGCGGUGCAGCGGGCAUUAUUGGAGAUGUUGUUCGGCUCCAAUGAGAUUUACAAAGCAAUU